Messenger RNA from Vespa crabro (European hornet), 1453 nucleotides. RefSeq lists its product as uncharacterized. The record is from RefSeq and is a predicted model, not a curated record. The transcript is spliced from 3 exons. Bases 93 to 1031 code for a protein of 312 amino acids. NCBI's taxonomy places the organism in Eukaryota, Metazoa, Arthropoda, Insecta, Hymenoptera, Vespidae.
GAUUUUUCUUCCUUCUUUAGUAUGUGCUCUUGGAGACGACGAUAAAAAGAGGAAAAAAGAGAGAGAGAGAGAUACGAUCGUAAACGUUGACGAUGACGAUGAUGCCGCACGAUGACGAUGGAGCGAGAAAAUGGAUCUCUGAUAUGAAUAAAACAGAAUCUUUUAAUUUGGACGGAUCGAAAAAUCCAAGACAGCCGAAAAGAAAGGAUGGAAGCGUAAACACGGAAGAGGAAAAAUAUUCGGGAAAGCAAAAGAAGAAACCUAACAAGCUUUCAUUAUGGUGCGGCAAAUUAUGCGGAUGGAGAAAGAAGAAAGGUGAAAAGGACAAGAGGAAGCUAAAUAAAAAAUCGAAACGUAAAAAGUCAAAAAGAAAACGUUACUGCGGAUUUUGUAAAAGGAAGAAAAAGAAGGAGGACGAGGAGGAGGAGGCGACCUUUGACCAGUCGGAUUCAAAGAUAUCUGUCGAAGAAAGAAAAAAGUCAAGAGCAGAAAGAAAGAAAGAAAAAGCGCUUAAACGGAGAAACUCUGAUCAUCUGGAAAAGUCAGUCUCCUAUGCUAAGGACAAUCGAUAUACCGACGAUCAAAGAUUUAAAAUUAAUCGAGAUCGUGAUAGAUUAAUAGGUGAUAUCACUAAAAGUUGCUGCUUUUUAUGUGCCGAAAAUUCUUUAGCGAUCGCGGCAGCUAUCGGUCCUAGGCCAAUAUGUUCCGAUAAGAGCGUGGAUGCGUAUGGCAUGAAAGGGAUCGAGACUAGUUGCAGUCCGAUUAAAUUGCCGGUACACGUGAGGACCGUCAAAUCGUCCUUACGAAUUAAAGUAAAAGACACGUGUACGUCCUAUGGGAACAUGCCGAAAGCAAAGAAAAAACGUAAGAAAUUUAAACUUUUUCCAAAAGUUAAAAAGACCACGUGUCCUAACCAUAAGGUUAUACCCAAACGACGUACGGUCGGUUGUGUUACCGAAAAUCCAUCGAAAUCUGAGAAACCAAAAGAGAAAAAGAUACACGAGCCUUGUUGCAAGGACAAAGCGACAUAAUUAUUUUGCUAUUUCGAUCCUAUUUUGCUCUCUUUCUUCUUUUCUUUUUUUGUUUUUUUUUCUCUUUCACCAAACUUCGGCGUAUUUGAAAAUCGAUAUUUUCAAUAAAGAUUAUACGCUCGAUUUAUUUCUUCUUCCUUUCAUGUGAUUUCUUCAUUGACAAGAUUUCUUUCCACGUGCGAUCACCCACGAUCGUCGUAUCUUCCUCGAAAUCUGAAAAAAAAAAAAAAAAAAAGAUAAAUCUUUCAUAAUUCUUCAAUCUAUCAUUUAUUUCUAUCAUUACGAGCUAUCUCAAUUUUUAAUACCACAGACCGUAUUAGAUUCUUCUGUCGUUAAAUCCUUUAGAAAAGUUUCAAUCCACUUUGGUCCUUGGAUCACCUGAAAAAUAUAAUGCUGGUUAAUAAAGUUUAAUAUCAAAUAAA